This is a messenger RNA of Sphaerodactylus townsendi, 1948 nucleotides long. RefSeq names its product sterol O-acyltransferase 1 (gene SOAT1). Gene Ontology annotation, biological process: cholesterol efflux; cholesterol metabolic process. Gene Ontology annotation, molecular function: fatty-acyl-CoA binding; cholesterol O-acyltransferase activity; cholesterol binding. The transcript is spliced from 17 exons. Gene Ontology annotation, cellular component: endoplasmic reticulum membrane. The record is from RefSeq and is a predicted model, not a curated record. Lineage: Eukaryota; Metazoa; Chordata; Lepidosauria; Squamata; Sphaerodactylidae. Bases 179 to 1825 code for a protein of 548 amino acids.
GACGAAAGGAGGAAAGUCACACGGUGGCGCGUUCCGGGUGGGCAUUGCUGCUGCUGCUGGCGCCAGCGGCGAGGCGAGCGCACCGGACCUUGCCUGGCUGUGGGCGCAGAAUCUGAGGUAGCUUUGGUGGGGGGCUACUGUACACAAAAGAAAGAAAAAAAGUGCUGCAUCUGUCAACAUGGUGGGUGAAGACAAUAUCUCUGUAAGGAGUCGCCGAUCUGCAUAUGGCAUCGCAGAAGAGAAGGACGGUGUGUCAAGAAGGCUUGAGGGAAACUGGUCAUUCCCAAAAUCCAGCAAUGGGAGGGUUGAUGUUGACCAUGUGAUAACAAGAAGGAUGCAACUCCUGGCAGAAGUGGAGCAUUUGAAGCCGGCUUUCAUGAAGGGGAUUGACAACCAUUUUACGGAACUUGUAGAUGGCUUGGUUUCAAAAUUAGCGCUGCUCGAGUCAUCGCCAUCGGCCUUCCCAAGCAUGGGUUCAGAGAAAGAUGGUCGCAAAAACAAAGGCUUGAGGUCGCCUUCAGAACAUGGGAAAGUCUUUGUUGUUCGGAGAUCUCUCUUGGAUGAUCUGUUCGAAGUGGAGCACAUCCGAACAAUCUACCACAUAUUUAUUGCCUUCCUCAUCCUCUUCAUUCUUAGCACCUUUGUGGUAGACUUUCUUGAUGAAGGAAGGUUGGUGCUUGAAUUUGAUCUCUUGGUCUACGCUUUUGGCAAGUUUUCUGUUGUUGCUCCUACCUGUCUGUGGAUGAUCUUAUCCACACUGGCCAUACCCUAUGGUCUCUUCUGCAAGUGGGCCCAAAGCUACCAUAAUUCCUCCCACAAGACAAUCCUUUCGCUCUUCUUUGGAAUGCUCUUCAUGCUCUUCCAGACAAUUGGACUUGGACUGGGCCCAGCUUACGUUACACUGGCCUAUGAUCUUCCACCUGCCUCUCGGUUCAUAGUCAUACUUGAGCAGGUCCGUCUAAUUAUGAAAGGUCACUCUUUUAUCAGAGAGAAUGUCCCCCGGAUACUGUCCUCUAGCCCAUCAAAGACAAACUCUGUUCAGGUUCCUCGACUUUCUCAGUACUUGUAUUUCCUCUUUGCUCCCACCCUGAUCUACAGAGAUGAGUAUCCCAGGACUUCUACAAGGCGAUGGAGCUAUGUAGCUACUAAGUUUGCACAGGUACUUGGGUCACUCUUCUACGUUUAUUACAUCUUGAUGCGACUCUGCAUCCCUAUAUACCGGAACUAUAGUCGGGAACCCUUCAACACACGAGGGCUGGUUCUUUGCAUCUUUAAUUCCAUUCUUCCAGGUGUGUUGAUGCUGUUCCUGGUCUUCUUUGCAUUCCUCCACUGCUGGCUUAAUGCCUUUGCUGAGAUGCUGCGUUUUGGUGACCGAAUGUUCUACAAGGACUGGUGGAAUUCUACAUCUUAUGCAAACUAUUAUCGAACCUGGAACGUGGUAGUACAUGACUGGCUGUAUUACUAUGCAUACAGAGACUUCCUUUGGUUCUUUGGGAACAAAUUCAGAUCUGCUGGUAUGCUGUGCGUGUUUGCAAUUUCUGCAGCUGUACAUGAAUACAUCCUGAUCAUCUGCUUUGGGUUCUUCUAUCCUGUCAUGUUCUGUCUCUUCAUGUUCUUUGGAAUGAUUUUCAACUUCUUAAUCAAUGACCAACGGAAAGGUUCCAUUUGGAAUGUGAUCAUGUGGACUUCUCUCUUCCUUGGCCAGGGCAUCAUUGUUUGUCUUUAUAGCCAAGAAUGGUACGCCCGCAUGUACUGCCCCUUGCAAAAUCCCACUUUCUUGGACAACAUGAAGCCGCGUUCCUGGACUUGCCACGCAAAAAUCUGAAGUCCCCAGGCUGAUGCCAGAAGACAGUUCUUUAAAAUACACGUGUACUUUGGACCAGUGAUCUAAGUGUCUUGAACCUUUUAAAAAGGGAAAAUAAAUAAUAUUUAGUUAUGGCACACAAUU